Messenger RNA from Clonostachys rhizophaga, 480 nucleotides. Lineage: Eukaryota; Fungi; Ascomycota; Sordariomycetes; Hypocreales; Bionectriaceae. The record is from the annotation of a GenBank genome assembly.
AUGGGCAGCGCCCACCGCGCGCAGCCGUUCAGCCACCACCGCGACAAGUACGCGACUCAUCAGUUCUUCCGCGCGAACUGGAUCGCGGAACCUUACAAAGAGAGGGUCGGGAGGUACAAGACGUUGCGAGCGGAGAGGGUGAAGAAGAGGGAAGCUGGGUGGCAGGAUACGAAGCUGUUCACGCCGUACGAGAACAAGAUCUACUUUGAUGAGAGCAAAAGCAGUGCGCCGAACCCGGAACUGUGGGCGCAGGCGCCGAGCAAUCCUCGGGCGGGGAAGAAGAUCAAGAUGAAGGGCAAGCACGGAGCGGCGUGUGGUGCAUACUCCUACACGGGCGGUAGUGGUGAUUCAGGAGGCGGUGGUUGUGUUGGUGGAAGCAGUGGUGAUGGAGGUGGUGGUGAUGAUGGAGGUGGACGAGGAUGUGGCGAGGGAUGUGGUGGUGGCUCUUGGGUCAACUCGAAGCUCUUGCUGGGUGCAUAA